UACAUGCCACCCCUUCAUUCCUUUUCUGCAAUCUUCAAAGCUAUUGACCCCUGUUGUGAUUUUCUUUGUAAGCUCAAAGAUGGCAUGGUAUAGAAGAUCAAAACUCGGAUUUGAUGCAACUUCCCGUUACUUCAUCUCCAAAAUCACUGCCCCCAAAUCCCCAAUCCGAAACCCAAUUUCAAGCACCAAUCACGACAAUAAGUUGAGUAAGUUUACGUCUUCUGCAAUUUCUCUGUUUUCACCCAUAACUGUUGAUAGGAGCUUAGGUUUUCGAUUCUUUGGAAGUGGUUAUCGAUAUUACUAUGUCGAUUCACGACAAAUUAGGCAUUUUAAGCCUCGAGGAUUCAAAGGAUGGUUUGAUAACCCUAGGAAUCUUUUCAUAGCUGUCUUAGUUGGAUCAGGGGUUGGGGUAACGAUAUAUUUUGGGAAUGUUGAGACAGUACCUUACACAAAACGGAAACAUCUUGUUUUGGUGUCUAGAAAUAUGGAGAAAAUGUUAGGCGAGUCUCAGUUCCAGAACAUGAAGGCUGGAUUCAAAGGGAAGAUUUUGCCAGCGAUGCACCCUGAAAGCGUUAGGGUGAAAAUGAUUUCCAAGGAUAUAAUUGAGGCAUUGCAAAGAGGGUUGAAGAAAGAGGAGGUUUGGACUGAUUUGAAUUAUGCUUCUGAGGGUGGAGCUGCAUCGGCGAGCAGAGGGAGGGAGGCUUUGAUGGCCAUGGCGGAGGAGACUGGUGGAGAAGAGAAGUGGCCGGCCAAGGAUGAAGUUCUUGAUGAUACAUGGGUUGAUCAGAGUAGGAAGAAGGGGAAAGAGAAGGGGGAAGUAUCGGCCACUGCCCAUUUGGAGGGAUUGAAGUGGGAGGUUUUGGUGGUGAAUGAUCAUGUUGUAAAUGCUUUUUGUUUGCCCGGUGGGAAGAUCGUGGUGUUUACAGGGUUGUUAGAGCACUUUAAAACCGACGAAGAGAUUGCUACCAUCAUUGGUCAUGAGGUUGCACAUGCUGUGGCAAGACAUUCAGCUGAGCAGAUUACAAAAAACCUCUGGUUUACCAUCGGACAGCUAUUUUUGUAUCAGUUCGUUAUGCCAGAUCUUGUCAACGUGAUGUCAAAUCUUCUGCUUAAGCUUCCUUUCUCCCGAAGGAUGGAGAUCGAAGCUGAUUAUAUAGGGCUGCUGUUGAUGGCUUCAGCUGGGUACGAUCCUCGAAUCGCACCAAAGGUAUUCGAGAAGUUGGGUCAAGUAGCGGGUGAUUCGGCAUUGCGAGAUUAUCUUUCUACCCAUCCAUCUGGAAAGAGGAGAAGUAAAUUGUUAUCUGAGGCAAGUGUAAUGCAGGAAGCAGUUGGCAUAUAUCGAGAGGCCAUAGCAGGACGAGAGGUUGAUGGUUUUUUCCUUUAGACUACAAAUACUUUCUGUAAUAUUCAUCAAAAAUGUAUUUUUAUAAAACUUUUUUUUUAAUUUAAUUAAACGAAUAAUACACGCUAACUGUUGAAAA
Messenger RNA from Cynara cardunculus var. scolymus (artichoke), 1481 nucleotides. RefSeq names its product mitochondrial metalloendopeptidase OMA1. Gene Ontology annotation, molecular function: metalloendopeptidase activity. The record is from RefSeq and is a predicted model, not a curated record. The coding region runs from base 80 to 1384 and encodes 434 amino acids. The transcript is spliced from 3 exons. Gene Ontology annotation, cellular component: membrane. Lineage: Eukaryota; Viridiplantae; Streptophyta; Magnoliopsida; Asterales; Asteraceae.